Sphenostylis stenocarpa is the source of this 495-nucleotide messenger RNA. NCBI's taxonomy places the organism in Eukaryota, Viridiplantae, Streptophyta, Magnoliopsida, Fabales, Fabaceae. The record is from the annotation of a GenBank genome assembly.
AUGGAGGAGGCACAUAAGGGGGAGCAAGAAAAAGAAAAAGAAAAAGAAAAAGAAAAAGAAAAAGGAGGGGAAGAAGUGAAGUACCGAGGUGUUAGAAAGAGGCCAUGGGGUAAGUACGGAGCAGAGAUUAGAGAUCCAAGAAAAGCCACGGGAAGACAGUGGUUAGGGACAUUUGACACAGCAGAAGAAGCAGCUAGAGCUUAUGAUCGUGCAGCCAUUGAAUUGAGGGGUGCCCUUGCAAUCCUUAAUUUUCCUGAUGAGCACCAUUUUCUAUCAUCAAAUUCUUCAACUACGGCCAAUGGAAGUUCUUCUUCUUCUUCUUCUUCAAAACAGAAGGAAGUUAUCGAGUUCGAGUAUUUGGAUGAUAAGGUGUUGGAAGACCUUCUUGAGCUGGCUUCAAAUUGGAGAUUCUUGGAAGAUGAUGGAAGUAAGGAGAUGGAUUUAACUGAUCAAACGGUUGGAAAUUUUGAGGGUACAAACAAAAGAAAACAAUAA